Molecule: messenger RNA, 310 nt
Organism: Drosophila navojoa
Lineage: Eukaryota; Metazoa; Arthropoda; Insecta; Diptera; Drosophilidae
Source: RefSeq, a predicted model, not a curated record
GUUAGUAUAAACACAGUUUCAAUUGUUUCUUAAAUCCUAAUUCAUACUUUGUUUACAGAUUGAUGCGAUUAGGAUCCAUAUUAUGGCUGGGGGGAUUUUAAAAAACCUUAAAAAUAUUAUGGCUAAUCCGGUUGUGUUAGCCUACAAUGUUAAUGGCGUUCAAGGCAAAGCUGCCUUGAAAGAAGAGAGCGCUUUCUAUGACGUAUUAAUUGAUGCAAUAAAUCUGGUUGAUGGCAGUGGUUCGGCCGAAGAACAACUUAGGAAGGCCAUGCAGCUGCAGAAAAAGCGCUUUUUUUAAAAUACAAGCGUC